Messenger RNA from Chara braunii, 1385 nucleotides. The record is from the annotation of a GenBank genome assembly. Lineage: Eukaryota; Viridiplantae; Streptophyta; Charophyceae; Charales; Characeae.
GCGAUCGUUCAGUAUUGUUUGCAGUCCGGCAAAGUUUGUCUCUAGUUAAUUCUGAAAUCGAAGGUAUAAAUAAACAAAGGAGGAAGUUUUUGACGUUAUGGCUUUGGAGGCACGCAUGCUUGGUGGCUUUAUCAGUUGCUUGGGGAUCGCCCUGGUGUUCACCGGACUCUCUGGGGGAGGGAUCUGGCCGGAGAAGGCAGCCGCCUGCGACAAAUUUCUCAUCACGGUUGUGCUAUUUAUAGCUGCAGGACUGUUCUUGAGCGCGCUGGUGCUCUGCCUCUGUGGGCGACACGUAGGCGAAGCCUUGGUGUUUGCUUAUCUCCUUCUCCUCCUCUUGAUGUCAUUCGCAAUCUUCGGCCUGGUGGUGACGAAGGACGGAGGGGGUGGACACGUGAUCAAGGGGAAGGGAUAUGCGGAGUUCGACCUGGGGGAUUACCAGAGGUGGCUGCGGCACAGAGUCCGAACGAAGGCAUUGUGGAAAGGAAUCAAGAGCUGCCUCAUGAAGCGCGGAGAGUGCCAGAAACUGUCUCAUCAGGCACCUGACCCCAAGACGGGUAUCGUCCAAUUCAACGGACUGCAGUCGGGCUGCUGCAAGCCGCUUGAUGUCUGCGGCUUCAAAGCGAUCAACGUGAGCAGCUCCAUCUACGACAUAUCUGCACCUCCGUCAUCUUCCGCCGCCAUAGCUGCGGAAGGGGAUUGCUCGCGGUUCGUCAACGAGGAGGAGAAGUGCUUCAACUGCGACUUUUGCAGAGCUGCGUUCUUGGACACGCUGAGUAGAAGCUGGAGGACAAUGUCUAUCAUCAACUUUGUGAUUGCUUCGCUUGUCGUUUCAUGCGGGCAGAAUGACGUGCAGUUAUCUUGAAAGCUUCGUGACUGGGAGCGGAAGGUGGCGGCACUGGCGGGGGAUUCUACCUGGUGGCGGGGGCUGCGCAACCGUGAGGGGAAGGAUCGCGCGCGCGCGCGCGCGCCUUGUUCCGCGGCACAAGUGCGAACGUUGAUCGCCCAGUAGAAAACGAGUUGCUCCGGGGCGAUGAUUCCGCUGCGCCACGUGGGCGCGGAAGAUGGGCGGAAGAUGUCCUUAGUCAAGACUAUUGCGCUGCGCAGCCGUGGGGAGGAGGCGAUCCUCCAUGGCCACUGGGAGAAUGACCAUGGGCCUUGCGCCACUACUGACGACAUGGACAAAUUUAAAGACAAAAAGAAAUGGCGGUGUACGUAUCUUCCCAUGAUACGGCGGAUGAUGCAUUCUCCGUUUUGCGCAUUGGGUGAGUAGAGCAGCAAAGCCCCCAUGACAUUGUUUUGACGAGUCGGCAUUUCCAUCGCAUUGUGGGAGUCUGUCGGGAUACCAAUCACUCCAGUCUGUCCAGAGAUAAACGGGAGCGCAAUCC